Molecule: messenger RNA, 891 nt
Organism: Poecile atricapillus (Black-capped chickadee)
Lineage: Eukaryota; Metazoa; Chordata; Aves; Passeriformes; Paridae
Product: proline-rich protein 2-like
Exons: 1
Coding region: 1-891 (296 amino acids)
Source: RefSeq, a predicted model, not a curated record
AUGCAUCCAUCCAUCCAUCCGUCCGUCCGUCCGUCCGUCCGUCCGCCCCCGCUCCCGGCCUCAGCCCUCCGCGGGGCCCCAGAGACGCGCACGGCGGCAUCGCCGCCUCCCCCUCCGCAUUACGGCAUCACCCACCCACCCCCGCCCCGCUCCGGGCCCUGCUGGCGCAGCGGCCCCUCAGCGCAGCCCCCUCACCUGGCGCGGGCUGGCCGCGGGACGCGGGCGCUGCGGGGUCAGCAGCCGGCGCGGCAGCGCAGCGAGAAAAACCCGGCCAUCCCCAUCGCCGCCUCCAGCGAGGCCGGGAGACCCCCCCCGCCGCCGGGAAUGGAGCGGGAAGGGCGAGGGAGGGGAGAAAGGGGAGGGAGGAGAGCGAGGCCGCGCCGGGAGGAACGGGCGCCGCGCUCGCCCCAGCGCCGCUCCCGCACUGCCGGAGCGCGCGCCCGCCCCGCGGGGGGAGCGCCCCAGCUCCGCCAAUCGCCGCGCGCCGCCCCGCCCCCUCCGCACAGUCAGCCAAUGGCGCGGCGCGGAGCCCGCGUGAGCCCGCCCCCGCCCUGUCAAUCACAGCCGGCUGCGCCGCCAGCGCCCCCUGGCGGUUCCCGGCCGCAGCGGCACCGCCCUGAGAACCGAGCCCUGCGCCGCGCCGGCGCGGGGAGGCGGGGCCUCGCCAGCUCCAGCCAAUCAGAACCCGCGAUGCAAAUCACGCCUGCGCCCUCGGAGCCAAUGGGAAGCUGCAGCCGUGGCCCCGCCCCCCGCGCGGGGAAGGGGCGGGACCCGCGGGCGCUGCUCCCGCUCCGGGCUCACCGCGAAUCCCGGAUCCCGGAUCCCGGAUCCCGAUCCCCGAUCCCCGAUCCCGGAUCCCGGAUCCCCGAUCCCCUGGCACUCGGAUCCUAA